AUGUUGAAUCCCUCCUCUUCUUUCUACCUGACCACAUUCCAAUGGCAGUUUGCAAAAAUAAACAGAUUAGUGGUGAAAUUCUAUGAUGUUUCAUCUGGGAAAGAUCUUAUGACAUUCUUUCUGGCCACUACCUUCCUUUGGAUAGGAAUUGAAAACUAUACUCAGGAAUUUGUUAUAUACUGGGUUUCUGUCAUAACUAUACCUGUCUUAUCCGAACGAUAUGAGGCUGAGGUAGAUUAUCUUGCAAGCAAAGGGAACCGAGAUGUGAAGAAACUGGACAGAAAAUUUGACUAAACAUUUCUCAACAAGAUUCCAAGGUGGUCUGUUAAAGAAAAGAAGAAAUUCUGAUUCAGGAUUCUCGUCUCUACCUUGAACCUUAAUUGAGUGGACAGUUGCACAUACAGAUUAGACUUUCUUUGAUCUGGCACUUCAGCUUGUAAAAUUUAACCUUUACCUUCUUUAAUGAAUUAUAAGUAAUGCCAAUGUACAUAUCUUUGCAUCAAGGAUUCAGAGUCAUUGAUCAAAUUGUUUCUGCAAC
Andrographis paniculata is the source of this 538-nucleotide messenger RNA. Its product is annotated as reticulon-like protein B14. The record is from RefSeq and is a predicted model, not a curated record. The transcript has 3 exons. Bases 1 to 294 code for a protein of 97 amino acids. NCBI's taxonomy places the organism in Eukaryota, Viridiplantae, Streptophyta, Magnoliopsida, Lamiales, Acanthaceae.